Molecule: messenger RNA, 4570 nt
Organism: Melanotaenia boesemani (Boeseman's rainbowfish)
Lineage: Eukaryota; Metazoa; Chordata; Actinopteri; Atheriniformes; Melanotaeniidae
Product: glutamate dehydrogenase, mitochondrial-like
Exons: 13
Coding region: 141-1781 (546 amino acids)
Biological process (GO): L-glutamate catabolic process
Cellular component (GO): mitochondrion
Molecular function (GO): L-glutamate dehydrogenase (NAD+) activity
Source: RefSeq, a predicted model, not a curated record
UUGACAGGAAGGGGCGGCAUGAAGGAGGAGCAGCUGCGGCGGUACAAACUUCUGCUUAGCCGCUCCACUCCUCGUCUUCCUGCCACCUUGCACCAGCGUACUCGCCUCCCCAGGACGGUAAACUUGUACAAACCCAGAAAAUGUACCGGUACUUAGGAGAACUACUCACCCGGGGAGCGGGCAGCGUCCUGGCUUCAGGCUGCUCCGCUGUCGCCGCUGACUCGGCAGUCCCGGUGUCCGCUUCCCUGCUGCGGUAUCGCGGUUACAGUCAGGCCGUGGACCGAGAUGACGACCCGAACUUCUUCACCAUGGUGGAGGGCUUCUUCGACCGCGGCGCUGCUAUCGUGGAGGACAAGCUGGUGGAGGACGUGAAGACCCGGGAGAGCCCCGAACAGAAGAGGAAACGUGUCCGCGGGAUCUUGCGGAUUAUUAAGCCGUGUAACCACGUCCUGAGCGUCAGCUUCCCCAUCAGGAGAGACAGCGGAGAGUGGGAGGUGAUAGAGGGCUACCGGGCUCAGCACAGCCAGCAUAGGACGCCCUGCAAGGGAGGGAUCCGGUACAGCACCGACGUGUCCGUCGAUGAGGUGAAAGCUCUGGCUUCCUUGAUGACCUACAAAUGUGCUGUUGUUGACGUGCCAUUCGGUGGAGCCAAAGCUGGAGUGAAGAUCAACCCCAAGAACUACUCGGACACAGAGCUGGAGAAAAUCACCAGGAGGUUCACCAUCGAGCUCGCUAAGAAAGGCUUCAUCGGUCCUGGUAUCGACGUUCCUGCUCCUGACAUGAGCACCGGGGAGAGGGAAAUGUCGUGGAUCGCAGACACCUUCGCCACCACCAUGGGACACUACGACAUCAACGCUCACGCCUGCGUCACCGGGAAGCCCAUCAGCCAGGGAGGAAUCCACGGCCGGAUCUCCGCCACCGGCCGCGGAGUCUUCCAUGGUAUCGAGAACUUCAUUAACGAAGCGUCCUACAUGAGUCAGCUGGGGAUGAGUCCCGGCUUCCAGGACAAGACCUUCGUCAUCCAGGGCUUCGGGAAUGUCGGUCUUCACUCCAUGCGUUACCUUCAUCGCUUCGGAGCCAAGUGUGUGGGAGUCGGAGAAGUGGACGGAAACAUCUGGAACCCCAAGGGCAUCGACCCGAAAGAACUGGAGGACUACAAACUGGCCAACGGCACCAUCGUCGGCUUCCCAAACUCAACGCCGUAUGAAGGAAACAUCCUGGAGGCCAACUGUGACAUCCUGAUUCCCGCCGCCAGCGAGAAACAACUGACCAAGAGCAACGCGCACAAGAUCAAGGCCAAGAUCGUUGCAGAGGGAGCCAACGGUCCGACCACACCCGAGGCCGACCGGAUCUUCCUGGAGAGGAACAUCCUGGUGAUCCCGGACAUGUAUCUGAACGCCGGCGGCGUCACCGUUUCCUACUUCGAGUGGUUGAAGAACCUGAAUCACGUCAGUUACGGUCGACUCACCUUCAAAUACGAGCGGGACUCCAACUACCACCUGCUGAUGUCGGUCCAGGAGAGUCUGGAGCGGAAGUUUGGGAAACAUGGUGGUGCUAUUCCUGUCGUUCCCACCUCUGAGUUCCAGGCCCGGAUCGCUGGUGCGUCUGAGAAGGACAUCGUCCACUCAGGUCUGGCCUUCACCAUGGAGCGCUCAGCACGGCAAAUCAUGCGAACAGCCAACAAAUACAACCUGGGACUGGACCUGCGGACGGCGGCGUACGUCAACGCCAUCGAGAAGGUGUUCAGAGUUUACAGCGACUCCGGCCUCAUCUUCACAUAAACUCACCAAGUUUACAGCCCACACCUUACCUGUCCACUUGUCACCUGUCCACCUGUAACAAUCCCACCUCUGACCUCUCACCUGUCCACUUGUCACCUGUCCACCUGUUACAUCCCACAUCUUACCUGUUACCUGUCCACCUGUUACCUAUCCACCUCUCACUUGUUACCUGUCCACCUGUAACAAUCCCACCUCUCACCUGUCCACUUGUCACCUGUCCACCUGUUACAUCCCACAUCUUACCUGUUACCUAUCCACCUCUCACUUGUUACCUGUCCACCUGUAACAAUACCACCUCUGACCUCUCACCUGUCCACUUGUCACCUGUCCACCUGUUACAUCCCACAUCUUACCUGUUACCUGUCCACCUGUUACCUAUCCACCUCUCACUUGUUACCUGUCCACCUGUAACAAUCCCACCUCUCACCUGUCCACUUGUCACCUGUCCACCUGUUACAUCCCACAUCUUACCUGUUACCUAUCCACCUCUCACUUGUUACCUGUCCACCUGUAACAAUACCACCUCUGACCUCUCACCUGUCCACUUGUCACCUGUCCACCUGUUACAUCCCACAUCUUACCUGUUACCUGUCCACCUGUUACCUAUCCACCUCUCACUUGUUACCUGUCCACCUGUAACAAUCCCACCUCUCACCUGUCCACUUGUCACCUGUCCACCUGUUACAUCCCACAUCUUACCUGUUACCUAUCCACCUCUCACUUGUUACCUGUCCACCUGUAACAAUACCACCUCUGACCUCUCACCUGUCCACUUGUCACCUGUCCACCUGUUACAUCCCACAUCUUACCUGUUACCUGUUCACCUGUUACCUAUCCACCUCUCACCUGUUACCUGUCCACCUGUAACAAUCCCACCUCUCACCUGUCCACUUGUUACCUGUCCACCUGUAACAAUACCACCUCUGACCUCUCACCUGUCCACUUGUCACCUGUCCACCUGUUACAUCCCACAUCUUACCUGUUACCUGUUCACCUGUUACCUAUCCACCUCUCACCUGUUACCUGUCCACCUGUAACAAUCCCACCUCUCACCUGUCCACUUGUCACCUGUCCACCUGUUACAUCCCACAUCUUACCUGUUACCUAUCCACCUCUCACCUGUUACCUGUCCACCUGACAUCCUUCCUACGAUGUUUCUGAUUGGCUGUUUUCUGCAUGUGUGAGCAGCUGAAGCCUUAAAUCCGACCCGGAACCUCUGAGCUUGAAGUUCGUGGACACCUUCGUUUAAAAGCUGCACUUUUACUGUUUUUUGUUUUGUUUGUUUGUUUUAGCCGAAACUGAAUAAAUAAAAGAUUCAAACAGAAAUUAUAUUUCAUGAGAAGUAAUGAUGGUUAAAGCUGAAGUAAAUAAUAAAACACUUCAGUUUGUGAUGCUUAAAACAACCAAAGAAGCACCAGAUGAUUGAUAAUCAUUGAUUAAAAAAUGGAUCUAUAAGCAGUUUAAACUGGAGCAGACUUUAACGGGUGUCCACACACUUUGAGCUGUGUGUGCACACGUCGUGCAUGUGUGUGUUUUGCUCAUGUGCCUCAGGACUGAAGCUUUAACCUUUAACCAGCUGUUUAAUGAAAGUUCAGCUGUUUGUGUUGCUGAGAAACCAAAACAAGGAGAAAUCCUCGAGUCCUUUUUUUUUAUUUCCAAAUCAUUUUGUGUUAAAGCAGCUGAUCAAUCAUGACGCUGUUGUUUAUUGUAAUUAUUGAUUACUCUGCAGAUUAACUGAUUUCAUUUAAAAGUUUUAUUUAAUUUUUGCAGAAAAACCUCAGAAAUGUUUAUUUUUAGUUUGAUCCAACCUUGAGACGACAAAGUGGGUCAUUCCCAGUGACUCAUCCUGCACUGUGGGGGCGGAGUCUAGAUUUGUGUCCAAUGAAGUGCUCUUGUUUCAUUUGAGCCACCUGGUGGGCGGAGCCUGGUCAGGCCACAGACCAAUCGGAGCAGACCAGAAAUUUGUUAUUUAAUUUUUUACAGAAAACUUGAGCAGUUUUAGGGGACGUUUAAAGUUGAAGAUGAUUAUUCAUUUCUUUGAUUUCUAUCCGUUAAUUUGACAUGUUGCCGUUGGAAACGGGUUCAGUCAAACUGAGAAGUGAUUUAAUAGAGCGGAGGUGCACUUUUCUGUGAGAAGAAACCCUGAAAACUGAUUUAAGUUUCAUUUAAACUCACCAACAGCUGCGCUGAAGGCAACAAUGUAUUUCACCUAUAAAUAAGAGAAGAUUUGUUUCUGAAGCAGGUUAAAAAUCUGUUUUUCAUCUUGUUUUUAGAGCAAAAAACAGCAGAUUUCAGCUUCAUGUUGAGCUUUUUCUUUACAGGAAACUGAACUUUUCACACAUUUAAAUAAUAAAACUAAAGAUUCCUCAGAUUUCUGAGCUUUUAUGUAUAAAAUCAGACAACCUGCAGAUUAAUCAAACAUGAAAUCAUCUUUAUUUUAUUUAAUAGUCUGUGGAGGACAAGGAAACAGCCUUUAUUCCGUUUGUUGAAGCUUUUUGGACAGAAACAGCUUCUGGGUUCAAACGUUGGUCGUGUCUCCGUGUUUCAGUUUGUACUUGGAUCUUCUGAACUUUUAAUGUUUUUCUUUUUUUCUUUCCUGUCUGAUUGUGAAACUUUGUCAUGAAUAAACUAUGCAAACACAUGCUGCUGCUGAUUGGAUGCCACAGCGCCCCCUGUCUGCUGACCUCAGGAGUGGAUGAUGCUCGGGUUCAGCAGGAUCAGAACUGCUUCAUUUUUCUAACUUUCUGUAAAACAGGAUGUUGAAGUCAAAUAAAGCACAAAGAAAGUGA